Dichotomopilus funicola is the source of this 1332-nucleotide messenger RNA. RefSeq lists its product as uncharacterized. Lineage: Eukaryota; Fungi; Ascomycota; Sordariomycetes; Sordariales; Chaetomiaceae. The record is from RefSeq and is a predicted model, not a curated record. Gene Ontology annotation, biological process: reciprocal meiotic recombination; telomere maintenance; DNA strand invasion. The transcript has 2 exons. Gene Ontology annotation, molecular function: ATP-dependent activity, acting on DNA; four-way junction DNA binding; single-stranded DNA binding. Bases 1 to 1332 code for a protein of 443 amino acids. Gene Ontology annotation, cellular component: replication fork; centrosome; Rad51B-Rad51C-Rad51D-XRCC2 complex.
AUGGAGCCACUCCCCGCAUCACUGCUUCUCGACCACGAGAUUGCCCGGAAGGAAGCGCUUGCAGAUAAGGGAAAUGUGAUGACCGGAUGUCCCGAGUUGGAUGAGUAUGUUCUCCUAGGCGGGCUCGAACGCGGGUCGGUAGUGGGGGUGAGCGCGGAGGAGGAGGAAAUGAGUAUGCUGGUUGGUUUUCAGUUUUUGGCGCGACUGGUGGCUACGGAGCCGACGGCGAACGUCAGGGUUGUCACGAUGUUGUCCAUGACGGAACUGGUGCCGAGGCUGAAACAGGCGCUGGUUGGUCAGCUAUCGGGGCUGGAUGGCGGAGUGGAGGGAUUGAAGGGGAAAGUCCAGGCGUGUUUUGUGAGGAUAUCUAUUUCUCGGGUGUUUGAUGUCGAGGGGCUUUCGGAGGUUGUUGAUGAGCUGGGACAGGCUGUUACUGUGGUUCAUGAUGGUGCGGCCCAGGGUGGUCCCUCGACGACGGAGACGGGGAGGAAGGGGGGUGAAGGCUCUGGGGUUCAAAACGUAGGGUCGACUACGAACACACUAUUACCACAACAACAGCCACAGCCUCAGCCAGCACCCCAAUCUACCCUCCCCGACCUGGUCCUCAUCACCCACACCUCAAGCCUCCUCAGCACGCUCUUCACCGGCCGCGACAAAGACACCGCUCACAACACGGCCGUCCUCCUGGGCUCCCACUUGCGAACUCUUUCACACUCCCCGGCUCCCGGCGGGCCCCUCAUCAUGCUUCUAAAUACCACCACAUCUUCCUCAUUCCCUUCUGCGGCUCAUAACAACAACAAUAACAACAACCUUGACGAACCCGGUCCCAUCCCGCGAACAGACGGCCGUGAGAGACCAACAAAACAUCCCGAUCCAACACUCCGUUCCAUCUUCAACCCUCUACCCUCCCACCGUCGACCAACACCAGUAACAAUAACAGAAGCACCAGCACCACCACCAGCAGCAGUAUCCCGCAACAAACCCUCCUUCGGCCUAAUUUUCACCCAGCUUCUAGACGUGCACCUACUCUGCACACGCGUGCCCCGUACAAGGAAGGACAGGGAGGCUAUCGUUGCAGCUGCAGCAGCAGCAGCGGGUACAGAUGUAUUCAAUCUAGGGAUAAGGCCCGGGGGCGUGUUGUACGUGUGGGUGGUUGAGGUAUUGCUGGAUGAGGUGGGGGUGUAUGAAGGGGGAAAGGGUCAGGGUCAGGCAGGUGGUGGUGGCGAAGAUGGGGAUUGGGGAUGGGAGGGUAGAAGGAGGAGGAGUAGAGAGCAGAGGUGGGGGGUGGUGGAUGUGGAUGGGCUGGGGAGGAUUGGGGAUGUGGUUUGGUGA